GUGUCAAACAAAAGUUAAUAUUAUAUUACCCAACAAUGUUUGAGGAUUCGCUGCUCAUUAUCAAAUCAGAUUAUAUGCACAAGCGGCGUCCUGUGCUCUUGAAGCUGCUUGCCGCUGGGUUUCAGAUUCAAGGUAGUCGCAGGCUGAACUUUUCACCAGAGUUGGCAGCCGAGUUCUAUGCCGACUAUGUGGAUGAGAAGGGUUUCAUGCUGGAGGUUAUUCUGUUGUCCAAGGGCAUCUCGGAGGCAUUUAUACUGACCAAAGAGAAUGGAGUGCAAGAUCUGCUCAACACCAUGAUAUGCUACUUUGGCUCAGCCUCGGAGCUGGAGCGUAACAUCCAUGUAACCAAGCAUAGCGAAAGCGUGGCUCGCGAGAUCACAUUUAUUUUCCCAAAUUAUAUUCACGAGCCUAUUCAAAUGUUUGAUCAAAGUCUUUUCUGCAAUCGUCCCAUGAUAAAACCAUUAAUUUCGGAGAUUUACGACCUCUUGCAGAAUGUUGACUGCAGUCCCGAGGAUUGGAAGCGUCGCAUUUCGGAUUAUUUGGUGCGCAGCAAUCCUUCGUUGCCGCAGAUCAGCAAUCAGUGUCAAGUUGCGCCUGACAUGGGCAUGCAGGAGAAAUCCCAGCAGACAACGAUGACGUACAAAACCAUUGGAAAGGAAGCCAAGCCCAAGGAGAAGUCGAAGAGCAGCAGCUCUUUGCUGUCCAGCAGCGAACCGCAUUCGUCGGUGCUGUUGACUACAUCCACCUGUGUGACUUGCGGUGGCUUUGAACGCACAGAGCCGUGCAUAUCGGAACUGGAUUUGAACAAACGCGUGGAGCCGCAAAGCGAUGAACCGAUAUGCGUGGACGAGGAGAUUAUAUGGAAGGAGAUUGUUGUCUAUGAGGAGGUGCAGCCCGAAGAGGAGUCGGAGCAUAAGAGCGAAGUGGCUAUUCCGGAUGAGGAGGGCGGACGUGCAGGCGAUGAUGAUGCCUCAGAUUCAGAGUGUGAUGAAAGACCCACUGCUGCUGCUCCAGUAGCAGUUGUUGAAACGGAUUCGGCAUCAGAGGAGGCGCCACCUGCAGUGGCUGCCACUCCUGUGGUAUCAGCAGUUGAGUCAACAACAAAAGCAGCGCCAGUGGCGGAGGAAGCUGCUCCAGCAGCAACACCAUCUGCAGAAGAGCCCCCUCCAGCUGCUGCAGAACCAGCUCCAGCUGCUGAAGAGCAACCAGCUCCAGUUGCCGAAGAGCCACCGUCUCCAGUAGCCGAAGAGGAACCCGCUCCGCCUGCCGAAGAACCUGAUAAAUAGAGAUAGUAGAUAAACAAAGCGCAACAGUCAGCAGAAGAAGGUGGCGGAUUAAUUUGGCACCUGUUGCCCUGUUUAUGCUUUGCAAAAUAUUUUUGUUUUCGUUGGCCAUCUAAAAAAAAUUGCUGGUGUACACAAAAAAACACAAAAAAAGGAAACGAAAGGACGAAGGAAGAACGUCAAA
Messenger RNA from Drosophila albomicans, 1467 nucleotides. Its product is annotated as fibrous sheath CABYR-binding protein. The coding region runs from base 36 to 1286 and encodes 416 amino acids. Lineage: Eukaryota; Metazoa; Arthropoda; Insecta; Diptera; Drosophilidae. The record is from RefSeq and is a predicted model, not a curated record. The transcript is spliced from 3 exons. Gene Ontology annotation, biological process: negative regulation of oxidative stress-induced intrinsic apoptotic signaling pathway.